CCUCGUGGCCUAGUGUGAGAGCGUGCCAGCUAGUCAAGUGCAGUGACUCUCCUUCUACCGAGGAUCCUGAGGGGCUUUGCCUCUUCCCGUGAUCAUUCUCCGAACAUUAACGGUGAUCGUGCAUAGUGUUUGCUAAGCCAGCUGCGAGCUGCCCCCCAAAGAAGAACGAUCGCACAGAAGAAGAAGGAGCAGGAAGCCCUACGAGAGCUACACCAUUUGCUGCGGCAAAAUGUUGUCCUGGCUACCACUGUUGAUGCUGGUGGCGGUAGCAACCGCCCAAUCCAGCCGUUUCCGAGCGGAAUUCCCUGGACCGUACUGUGCAGCACGGCGCGAUAGAUGCUGCAACGAUCGGCAGGAUGGUUGCGCUCAACCAAUCUCGACGACCAUGUGCUACUGUGAUGAGUUUUGCGAUAGAGGCGAACAUGGCGAUUGCUGCCCGGAUUACGAGGAGGUGUGCCUGGGUUUGACGACGCCGUCGCCACCGGCCCGUUUGGAGCGCUGCGUCCACAAGAACCGCUACUUUACACCCUUCGACCCACCGGUAGUCGACAACUGUAACACUUGCAAGUGUAAUCUCGAUGGUACCGUCACGUGCACCGACAACGUUUGCCUGGUCGAUGACGAUCUGUUGCGCCAGCUGCAUCACCUAGAGCGUUCGAUCGGUUGGAAGGCCGGUAACUACAGUGAAUGGUGGGGCCGGAAGUAUGACGAGGGUAAGGUGCUGCGUCUCGGUACGUUCCAGCCGAAGAUCCUGGUGAAGGCGAUGAAGCGGCUGAGCAACCGAGGCGGUCCGCUUCCCUCCCAUUUCGAUGCGGCCGAUCACUGGCCCCGACUUGUCAGUGAGGCGCGCGAUCAAGGCUGGUGUGGAUCUUCCUGGGCAGUGUCGACGACUACGAUGGCAUCGGAUCGUUUCGCUAUUCUCUCGAAGGGUCGGGAGCAGGUACAGCUGGCUCCACAGCAGUUGUUGGCUUGCGUGCGGCGUCAGCAAGCUUGUACCGGUGGCCAUCUGGACACGGCCUGGCAGUAUCUUCGCAAAGUUGGAGUGGUAAACGAUGAGUGCUACCCUUACAUUGCCGGUAAGAACCAGUGCAAGAUCCGGGAAGGCGAUACGCUUGUCACGGCCAACUGUGAACUGCCGCAGAAUGUGAACCGUACCGCGAUGUACCGGAUGGGUCCGGCGUACAGUCUGAACAACGAAACCGACAUCAUGACCGAAAUCAAGGAGCGUGGCACCGUUCAGGCUAUUAUCCGUGUGUAUCGGGAUUUCUUCUCCUACCAGAGCGGUAUCUAUCGUCAUUCGGCCGCGGCAACACCGGCAGAGGAACGCUCGGCUUACCACUCGGUGCGGUUGAUCGGUUGGGGCGAGGAACGCGUUGGCUAUGAUACGGUCAAGUAUUGGAUCGCCGUCAACUCUUGGGGCACCUGGUGGGGUGAGAAUGGGCGCUUCCGGAUCCUGCGUGGCUCGAACGAGUGUGAGAUCGAGAGCUAUGUGCUUGCCUCCAACCCGUACGUUCACCAGCACGUCCAGCCGGUGCGCCAGUUGGGCGAGCUGCAGGAGCUGAUCGUCGGUACCGGUUACGUUCCCCAUCCGAGCCACCAGCGCAACUAUCCUGUCCACAGACGUGGCUAAGCUAAUGAGGUUGCGUCAUCAAGUAGCACCUCCCUACCAUGGAGGACACUUCUGACAAUCGAGAUGCGCAUUUGCGUAAUUAAUUUCCCCUCCCGAUAUCCCCCCUCCAUUUUCCUAUUCUAAGCUGUGAAGCUGCACACAGUAUUAAAAGCAGAAAUGACGCCGAUGAGAUUGUGCGUGCGGUCAAUCGUCCCGGCGGAAGCUCACAUGUAACGAAGAGAGAGAAAGAGCGAGAAUUCAUUUGCCAUUUUAUGUCUGUUAAAAGAAAAACUAAAUUUCUAACGAAACUGCAAUUGGUUCUUGUGGCGCAAAACGAAACACCGAUUGCACAAACCAAAGCCGGACGACAGCGAGCCUCUUGCUAACCAGUGUUCAGCGCCAUUUCACUCAAACUACUCAAGCGAACACACUCUACCAACCCACUAAAACUAAAACUGCUUUCCAUGGUGUUCAUUUGUUUGAAGAAAAUUGUUUGUUUAAAAACGUCCUAGAGCUAGUGCGUGCCUCGGUUAUAUAGCCCCAUGGGCCUAGAGCGCAUAGGCGUAUAGGAAUAUUCACGUUUUGUUCGAUUCCCAGUUUAAUCAACCUUUAUGUAAAUGUGUAGAGUGUAGACGUGUCGGAAGAUGCGCAGACGAUAAAUAUGUAAGAGCGGCUAUCAAUCCUCGCCGGAAUAGCGAUCUUAGCGCCCGUCUCCUUCCGCUAUUUCCUCAUCCUUCUUAACGAUUUCAUUUCGCCUCCAACUUAGCGCGAAGUAGCGAAUGUGUUAGUGCUUCGCGUAUUGCGUGUACGAGACACGCGACGAAACUGUGACAAACAACUGAUCGAUCGAUUUUUCCCUCGCGUGCUCCUCACACUCCCAUUCGGUCGAUAGCAGCCGUGCCAAAAUGAUAUAGAUAUGUAUUGCGAACCUUUCCCAUUUUUUUGUUUUGUCCAAAAAACCAAGAAUCUAUAACACGUAAACCACAUGCACACACGUAUUUUGGCGUAGAUGUUACCGUCGUCGUUUUUUUUGUUCACUCGUAAGGAUUGUGUAUUUGUUUUUAAGUUUUCAAAUUUAUAUAUAUUUAAUGGUAUAGUCGUCAUUUAAUUCGCUAUAUACACAUGAAUGUAAAUGUAUUAUCAUUAUAAUGCUGAUAUAUACAAUAAAGAGUGUGAAGCAAACAG
Anopheles aquasalis is the source of this 2794-nucleotide messenger RNA. It is a transcript of the gene Swim, whose product is annotated as Secreted Wg-interacting molecule. NCBI's taxonomy places the organism in Eukaryota, Metazoa, Arthropoda, Insecta, Diptera, Culicidae. The record is from RefSeq and is a predicted model, not a curated record. Gene Ontology annotation, molecular function: cysteine-type peptidase activity. Gene Ontology annotation, biological process: proteolysis.